Messenger RNA from Fusarium keratoplasticum, 411 nucleotides. RefSeq lists its product as uncharacterized. The transcript has a single exon. Bases 1 to 411 code for a protein of 136 amino acids. NCBI's taxonomy places the organism in Eukaryota, Fungi, Ascomycota, Sordariomycetes, Hypocreales, Nectriaceae. The record is from RefSeq and is a predicted model, not a curated record.
AUGUCGACCAACCAGAAGAAUACCGCUUUGGAGAAGAAGGAUGCCGUCGUGCCCGCCUCUGACGGCGAGGCAGCUCCUUCUAACGCCCGCUUCUUGGGUGAAUGCGGGAGCAUUGGCUUUCUCCCGCUUCUUGAGCCUUCCCCCGCUAAAGAGACUAAGACUGCAGAGAGCGACAUCUUUGAUCAGGCCGGUAGUUUGAAGGACUGCCCCGGAGCUUUCCCUCAGCCACAGGAAGAGAGUCUCAGGGAAGAGAGUCAUAAGGAAGACGAUAUCUUUGACGCAAAUGGUGGUCUCAAGAAUUGUCCUGGUGUGUUCCCAGCGGAUGAGCCUGAGGAUAGUAAUGAGGCCCCCAAGGCGGAGAACCAGGUUGGGCGGAAGGAAUUGGACAGGCACAAGGGGAAGCAAGAGUAA